AUGAAGGUACAAAUUGUGGUUGCAUUAUCGCUCAUCGCCGCCGUCAAGUGUUGGCCUGACGUAUCUCACUUGCCUACUGGCAGCUAUUUGCCACCUGGUAGUUCCUUUGGCGGCUAUCCGCCACCUUCUGGUAGCUACCUACCGGUCGAUUCUGCAGGUAAAGAUGAGAUGCACGUUUUCUUCUAUGGCUCGGCUGGGGAAGACCUACAGGCGAAAUUGAAGGUUAACGUUGUACCUGCAUCUCACAAAAACACCAAGAUCAUCUUCGUGAAAGCGCCGGGAUACAAAGUCGUUCCUGAAGUAGUCGCACCACCGUCACAAGCCGAAGACAAAACUUUGGUCUAUGUACUAGUGAAGAAACCACAAGAUGGAUCCAUUACCAUACCAACGGGACUCGGUGUGAAACAGGCCAAACCAGAAGUCUUCUUUAUCAAGUAUAACAACAAGCAAGAUGCCGCCCCUCAAGUCAGCGCGGGCGCACAAGGCCAGCAGGUCGGAAGCGGCGUCCCGGACGUUGGAAGCGAAGAUGCUUUUGUGGGCAUUUUGGGCAACGGAGGCGCUAACGGUCACGCAGGAUAUCCAAGUCAUGGACCAAGCGGAGGAAGUGGUCCUUAUUAA
Photinus pyralis (common eastern firefly) is the source of this 618-nucleotide messenger RNA. RefSeq lists its product as uncharacterized. NCBI's taxonomy places the organism in Eukaryota, Metazoa, Arthropoda, Insecta, Coleoptera, Lampyridae. The coding region runs from base 1 to 618 and encodes 205 amino acids. The transcript has 2 exons. The record is from RefSeq and is a predicted model, not a curated record.